Messenger RNA from Venturia canescens, 6752 nucleotides. It is a transcript of the gene Pgant5, whose product is annotated as polypeptide N-acetylgalactosaminyltransferase 5. The coding region runs from base 1095 to 2888 and encodes 597 amino acids. The record is from RefSeq and is a predicted model, not a curated record. The transcript has 8 exons. Gene Ontology annotation, molecular function: polypeptide N-acetylgalactosaminyltransferase activity. Gene Ontology annotation, cellular component: Golgi apparatus. Lineage: Eukaryota; Metazoa; Arthropoda; Insecta; Hymenoptera; Ichneumonidae. Gene Ontology annotation, biological process: protein O-linked glycosylation.
AUUAUUCGCUCCACGGUUUGCUGUCGUAAACUGUGGCUCUCCAACUCGAUCUUAUCGACAGUCUGCGAGGCGACGGCGGGGUUGCACGGUCGAGCGACGACAAGCGCACGUAGGGAAGCGUGUAGUAAAAGGGAUACAAUAAUAGAGACAGAUAACCUCGAUGCAUUUUGAUGGGAAGGAAAGAAAAUUUCAAUCCGGUCAUAUACGAUCGUUAAAAGGACGAAAGUUUCGGAGAACGAUUUUAAAAGGAGUAAAACUCGAUCGGUCAUUUGAAUCGCAGCAGCAAUAAAAUACUUAAAAGUAUUGAAUAGGCGUUGUAAGAAAAAUCCUCAGUGUGAUAUCUGCCACGGGGUAUGAGAGGUUGACGUUUGGGGCAGCAACGUUGGCAGGGUUAAUACCGUGGCAUUAAAGGGAAAAACGAGGGGUUUCACGGGGGGCAGGGAGGGGGAAAAAGGUGAUUCGAGUGGUUGGGUAGCGGCGAAAUGUACGCGAGAGGUAGACGUGAACGUGAAUCCUCUCACAGACAUGAAAAGUGAACGAACGAGGACGGACGUGUAUAAAGAACUCAGUGCCUCGCGGAUAUGUGCACCUGCUUGAACGAGAAAAUAUUAUUCCCAAAGUGUGUACAAGAUCCCGUCACGGUUUCUCGUUUAUACGACGUCACUGGGUCAAAAGGAGGGUGUUAGAACGUGCGUGUGUAUGUGUGCGUAUCGAUGGAAUUGAACGUCGGUAUUAUUUUUUCGAAAGAAAACCACCGUAAUUGUGCUCCGUUUUCAUUACUUUACACGAAAUAUGCGGUUGUGGGCUGUUGAACCAGCCACUAAGUGUUCCAAUCGUUCUGCAUGUUUUCGAGGAAUCGACGGAAGGCACAGCGACAAAUAGCACAACGUACUUGAUGUUAAAAAACGAGUCAUGAAGCCCGAAGGAAGCUCGUCCCGAGAUUAGUGAAGAGCGGAACCAAAGAAAUCGUAAUUCGACAAGCAUAAAAAGGAAAAUAAAAGGACGAGUUAAAAAAACGAGAAUAAAUAAAAAAUCUUGGCUAAUUUGACAGUAGCCGUUUAAAGAUCGAAACCGCUGACUCAAAAGCUGGAAAAAUGUUUCGCUCAAAAAUUCGUAUACACACUUGUCAAGUGAUAUUGCUGACAUCGUUGGUAUGGUUCCUCGUCGACGUAAUGGUUCUAAUGUUCUACACGGACUGCAUGCGAGGAACGGGUUGGGGUUACGGCGACGAUAAGCAUCAGAUGACCGAUGACAGAUUCCUACACCCGGAGAGUUCCGAAGGCACGAUAUCCUCGGAAGACAAACAGAGGCGUUACUCUCUAGCGCAGUUACAUCGCUGGAGGUCAGCGAGAUCGGUGAAAGAGAAUAAAAAUAGGCCGGGCGAAAUGGGCACCGCGGUGCGCAUCCCGCCCGAGGAUGAAGCCAAACAACAGAAACUCUUCAAGCUCAAUCAGUUUAAUUUAAUGGCGAGCGACAUGAUUUCGUUAAAUCGUUCCUUGAAAGACGUCAGACUCGACGGUUGCAGAUCUAAGAAUUUACCUAAAUUCCUCCCCGACACAAGCAUCGUCAUUGUAUUUCAUAACGAAGCCUGGAGCACCUUGCUCAGAACCGUUUGGUCCGUCAUCAAUCGCUCACCUAGAACUCUUCUCAAAGAAAUUAUUCUCGUUGAUGACGCCAGCGAACAAGAUCAUCUGAAAGAAGACCUGGAAAAUUACGUAAAGACUCUGCCAGUUCCAACUUACGUAUUCCGCACGCAAAAACGUUCGGGCUUAAUACGAGCCCGCUUAUUAGGAGCAAAGCAUGUAAAAGGACAAGUAAUCACAUUCCUCGAUGCUCAUUGUGAGUGUACAGAAGGAUGGCUCGAGCCGCUCCUCGCAAGAAUAGCCGAGGACAGGCGGACCGUCGUUUGUCCCAUAAUUGACGUCAUAAGUGACGAUACGUUCGAGUACAUCACCGCCAGCGAUAUGACUUGGGGCGGAUUCAACUGGAAGCUCAAUUUUAGAUGGUAUAGAGUAGCGCAGAGAGAAAUGGACAGAAGAAACGGCGAUCGCACAGCGCCACUUCGGACACCCACGAUGGCCGGUGGGUUAUUCUCCAUCGACAAAGAAUAUUUUUAUGAAUUGGGAGCGUACGACGAAGGUAUGGAUAUCUGGGGUGGCGAGAAUCUCGAAAUGAGCUUCAGGAUAUGGAUGUGUGGUGGGACUUUGGAAAUAGCAACUUGCUCUCACGUCGGGCAUGUUUUCCGUAAGUCAACGCCGUACACUUUCCCCGGUGGUACGAGCAAGAUAGUCAACCACAACAAUGCGAGGCUCGCUGAGGUCUGGUUGGACCAGUGGAAGUACUUCUAUUACAACAUUAAUCCAGGCGCACAAAGUGUUCCUGUUGGAAACGUUUCCGAACGUGUGAAACUUCGGGAAAAGCUCAAAUGCAAAAGCUUCAGAUGGUAUCUGGAAAAUAUUUAUCCCGAAUCCCCUAUGCCCCUUGAUUACCACUAUCUCGGUGACGUCAAAAACAUCAAGACGCACAAUUGUUUGGACACUAUGGGAAGAAGAACCGGCGAGAACGUCGGUCUCAGUUUUUGUCACGGUUUAGGUGGCAAUCAGGUCUUUGCGUAUACGAAGCGAGAUCAAAUAAUGUCAGAUGAUAUGUGUUUGGACGCAACGAGGCCACAAGGUCCCGUUAAAAUAGUGCGUUGCCACGGCAUGGGAGGAAAUCAAGCGUGGAGCUACAGCAAAGACAUGAAGAUGAUAAGACACAUGAAUACGGGUCACUGUUUAUCGGUACCUCGACCCGGUGAUUCAGCGCAGCCGAUAUUAGCAGAGUGCGAUCCUCAUAAUGUUGGCCAAAAGUGGAUAAUGCAGAGCAAAUUUAAGUGGCAAGCUAGCUAAUAGCGGGCACAACACAGCGAUUAUAAUAGCUCGCGAUACUUGUUGAUAUAUUUAUCAAAUACUGAUAAGAACUUGGACUCUUGAGAGAGAGAGAGAGAGAGAGAGAGAGAGAGAGAGAGAGAGAGUAAGAGAGGACAUACUUAACGAAAGUUUUCUCUGAAUCUUUGUGAGAAGAAGAAAAAGUUUGAAAAUCAUGGAGAAUAUGGAAUCAACGAUGUGGGACUGAAAAAGAAGGAAGAAAACGACGGAAGAUCGGAAGGGCAAUCAAAUGAACUUCGAUUAUGAAUGACCGAGGAUUUUUGAGAAUGAGUGAAAUCGUGGUGUAUCCAAAUCCAUUUUCCUCUUUCUUUAGCAGCAGCAUCAGGCUUUUCUAGAAUCGAGCAUAAACUGCUAUUUUUUUUAAACAUAUAUAGACACGCAUAGAUACAGAGUGAGUUUAUUGAGGCGAAUUAAUAUUUGUAAGAUAAAUGAUUUUAUGCAUAACAUCUCGGAUGAAAGUGUUUCAGCUUCUGACUUGCGAGGAAAAACAACUUUUUUCAUUCUGGUCUGAAACGGUCGUUCGUUAAACGUUUUCACCUUCGUCUCAUUAAUUGCUGGUAUAAACGUCGACGAAAUACGCCCUGUAAAAGCAACAAACGAUAUCUCGCCUUGUUAAUUGCACUUGAAAGAUAACGGGAGAAACAAUUGUGCGUGCGAAUGAGUGAGCAAAUGUUUUAUCGAUUGCAGUUUAAUACAAAAAUUGAAAUGAUUGAGAACAAACUAAUAAUUAAGUUAGCAUAUUCGCUGCUGAAUAGUAGAUGAAGCAUAUCAAGAAAACAAAAACAAAUCUACUGUUAUGAAUAAAUAAUUGUUGACAUUGAGCGAUAAUUGAUUGACAACAUAUGUACAUUAUCGUUUGGGGAAUGCGUGCAAUGACGAUGACAAUUUUAUUGUUCUUUUUUCAUCUUUCCUCUGCGCGCGUCGGUGCUUCUUUCUUCACGAUAUUUCAACUCGCUCGUCAUUGUUGAGUCUCGUGCGCAUCUUCCUUCUUCGGGUUUUGCGAAAUCGAGGCUUUUAUCAUUUUCGAAUGCGAACUGAGAUGGGUUUUACUUAAAUAGGAUAUCUAUAUAUAUAUACAUGACUUACAUUGUACAAUCUGUUAGCUGAUAUGGGAAACGAGCACUGAUUGUUUUUAUACUGUUUUACUCUAAAUAGUUCCUCGCUUCAUCCCGUUAACCAGUCGACUGCUGAAAACAUUCAAGCGAUUUUCGCGCCAAAUGUGGCAAUUCGCCAAUAACGUGUUGAUAAAAACACGUUAAACAAAUAUCCUUUCUCCUCAAAUUCGUACGAAAUUUCAACGCUGAAUUUGCAUUUGUAGUUCUUCAGUUGAGAUUUCAAUAAAGAAACAAGACAACUUGUUAAAAUUAUUAUCCUCCUGCCAAUCUCAAAACAAAAAUCUGGAGUAGUUUAUCAGUCGGUAGAGCUAUGCGUGGAGAAAUUGCUGACAAGCAAUUUUCAUUUAUAUUCGAUAUUGUGGGUAAAAAGGGAAGUAACAUUUCGGUGUUUAUUCAAACAAGGACAAUGUAAAACUCGUUUUUUCUACAAAUUGAAUUGUAGCAGAGAAAAAUGCGUAGCGGAAUCUUUAUUGACCGAAUGACUGAGCCAUCUUCUUGAAACUUGUUGUGUUUACGCCAGUUGACUGGUUAGGAAAAAAAAAAUAUAAAAAUUGUCAUUUUAAACGAAUACGGAUUUAUACCUCGUUUUUAAAGAAGACUGUUCUUAUGUAUCUCGAUUCACUGAUGUUGUACGAAAAAUCUUGCGUUCUUCCUCACUUCGUUCGAACUGUAUUUGUUUGUUGCGUUUUUAUUUUCAAAAUUAAUCUUGUGCACGUUUCAUUUGGAACAGGACUUUAUGGCAUCCGAAAUGUGAGAAUGUAAUUUUGUGGAUGUCACUUGCAACCCAAUUCAUGUAACUGUUUAUCGAUUUUCUAUUCCGUCAACAAAAUAACAUUUUAUCUAUUUUAUAUUAGCUCUGAUAAUAAUGCAUUUAAAGAAAUGAAUGAAAUUCGUAAUUAUGGUGAUGGUACAAUUGUAUAAUCGUCUCUAUUUCGUUUAGAAUUGCAGUAUUUAUUUUUGUACAGCUCUCGAAUUGAUUUAUGAAUGUAAGACACAUCGUUCAUAGCUAGGGAAACAAAAUAAAAGUCGAAUGAAUUGAGAACUUUGCUUCUUCGAUUUGUUUUCGAGUAUCAAACAAUUUUGAUUAAAUGUGAAUUCGCUUGUCGCGUUUGGGGAUAAAGUUUCUUUCUCAGAGUUGCUCUAUUUUAUAUUCGUUAAUAGAGUGGUUAGUGACGAUAUAUAAUUUCAAGCUUUUGAACUUAAGGUGAUCUAUCAUUUGCGUGAGUGCGAGAGAGAUUUCGCUGAUUUCGAAUUUUGUCGUUCAUAGUUUUUUGAAGUAUUGUCAAAGGGAAAUUGACAAUGUCAUUUUUUCUAAAGUUCAAAUUUAUUUUUUCUAUGAGAUGCUUCAUGACAUUUGAAAAAUAAAUAUUGCGAAAUUCUUGAAAGUUUCGGCGAAAUUUAAUAUUUUAACUUAUAUUUUUAUAUGGUUUUGCACACCUUAUGGCUCAGCCGUAUUUUUUUGUGAUUAGAGACAAAAAAUUUUCCACCUUUGGAACUCAGUAAAAUUUUCACUUUGUAUCAAAACUACACUUCGAAAAUAGUCACAUUUUUUCGCAAAUCGGUUCUUUCAUUUCAGAUUAAUUUGAAAAAAGAAUUGUAGGGAAGAAAAAAUAAUAUUUGUUGCAUUCCAAAGAUGCAAACGUCGACUUUGCGUCUUAAAAUAAUAAGUGAUUUUUUAAUUCACCUGCUUACGCAUACAAUUCAACCGUCGGAGUGAUCAAGGGGUGAAGAGAACAAUUAUGAAAAUAGUAAUGAAGAAAUUUUCUGGCUAACUUUAACAACCCAGAUGUGCCUCUGAGUGUUGUGCGGUGUAUGUUAAUUCUCCUUUAAGACGAAAUGACACAUGAAGCAGCUGUUCGGUCGGUCCAAGUUUCUUUCGAGAAGAUUCAGCAUUGCAGGAAAUAAAAAGAUACGCUUCGUGCUGUUCUUUAGCCAGAAGGGAAAAUUCAUUCUUACCUUGUUCUCAAAAAAUCUGUUCAGCAGAAGCUUAGGAUCUGUGACUCAAGCAAUCUGAGCAAUUGUCACAUAAACAUCAUGGCUCGGUCGGUGUGUCAUUUCACCUUAAUCUCUAAUAGCGGUAAAAUAUUAGAAAUAAUUUAUCGAAGUAGGAUUAAGUGUACAGAUGAGGUUCAAUUUUCCAGCUUUGUGAUUGAAUAUGACUUUCGGUUGAAUUACGAUGUAGAUUAAGCAAAAAAGAGAUUAAGUUAACAAAGAUAAAAAGUAAAAUAAAAUGAAAAAGAAACGUGUUUGUCUCGUGCUGCGAGAAUUGUACAGUAAUCUCAGAGAUUAUAUCAUAAAAAAUUUAAGUAUUGUGACGGUUCGCAAGGGAAGUUUGCUGAAUAAUGAAUGAAAAAAAAUUCAGUAAACUAUCGUACUUUCAAAAACAAAGUUAUUUUUUGCAGAUAAUCGUUUUAUAUAGUUCUUCCACGAUUCUUAAUUGUUGGUCAAUACAAAUGUUUCUAUGCCACAGGAUUUUUCAUGUCACAUUAUUAAGACUUUGACAGUAUUGUGUCCUCAUUGUUUUUGAUUGAAUUAUCAUGUUAAAACAAUAUGUGAGAAAAAAUGCAACAUCAUACGUUCCAAUUAAAACGAAAUAUCUUCUUCCAUUCCAAAUAUUUUGUGGCACAAUUCCAAUAUAUCCAUAUUGAGAAUUGUUCUAUCUUGCUUGUAGAACUAUGAUAUAUCCAUCAAUACAGGUAUUUGUUACUAA